CAGACAUAACGUCUGGGUGUAAUGCGCAUUGUUAUUUGGUAUGACUGAUCACUAAAAAUAAAUAAAAAUGGAAAUGGCCUCGCAAGAAGAAAACAUUCACGACAUAGAUGACAGCCAAAAUAACGAAUUCCCCCGAAUAGUUCCCCCGUUUGGUGGUCUCAUUAUUGCUGUUGAACGCUGUCCACUUUGUGAAAGAACCAAGAAGCCAUUUACUUGCACAAAGUGUGUAGAAAAGGGAGAUUUUAUCCAUUCUAGCAACAACAACAUCAGCAGUGGGAACGGCAAGCUCAGUGCUGUCACUGAAAGAUUUUCGGACAAGUUACAUCGUUUGCAACAACUCCAUAAGGAAAGAGCUGGUAUCUAUGAAAAAGUAUCAAGAAAGCUUGAAAAAUCUGUUGCCAUAGCAGCAAAGAAAUGGGAGAUUUCAAUGUUGAAGGAGAGGUUAGAGUUGGUGCAGCAAGCUCUGGACGAAAGCAAGAAUAUGGUACAAGUUGACAAAACCGCACAUACUUUACAGAGUACAAAGAUUAGAGACAUGACGACAAAAGCUGGAAUACACCAGCAUAAACUGGAGCGCAUUAAGAAAUACAUAGAGCAAAUAUCCAUGCGCCAUACCCAUGAUGAACUCCCGGACCGUGAGGAGAAGUUGUCAGCUCUGAGAAGAACUAAUGUUGAUCAGCUCAUCUCUUAUAUCUUCCCAAUUAAUGAAAUACAUACUGGAGAAAGUAAACAAACAGACCCAGAGGAGGAGCGUGAAGGGGAUGAAGAAGUGGUAGCGGCUCUGGCUGAGGCAAGGAAAAUGGCUUAUGUACAGGGACGUUGGGUCUACACAGAGAAUAGCCAAGAGGUACAUUAUAGUCUGGUGCAUCCGAGCGCUGUGUGUCUACCUGCUAAUGGAGACUAUACUGCAUACACCGCUUGGGUUGCAGCCAAAGAAAAUGACCACCAAGCAUCUGAUUCUCAGCUGGACCUUUACAACCCUGGUAAGAUGAUCAGUGGUGCUUUAUGUCAUACGGCUCAGUUGGUGUCUCUACUAGCGUUCUAUCUCAACGUUGUGCUUCCCAAAAAGUCACAUUUCAGUUUGUUUUGUGGGGACCAACUAAGCCCAUACGAGUUCUACAAGGCUGUUGAUAAACUCAACAUAAAUGUGCUUUAUCUUUGCUUCAGUCAGAAUGUUGAACCAGACUGUCUGCAUCCUCAUUACACCGUACGGAACCUUUUGACACUACUCAGCCCCAACAGCAAACAUCUAGGAAGGAGUGGUCCCAUUGAAGUUCAUGCUGAUUUAUUGCUCUCCGUACCCAAAGUAUCCUUCAGUCGUCUUCCCAGUGAGUCUGAGAGCAACAGUGAGCCUUUAUCACAUCUCAAUGACGAGAACAGUGAUACGUCAGAUGAUCUGGAAUGGGAAAACGUCUUAGAGUCCCAGGUCACCACUCUAACUGGUAACCCAAGCAGCACGACCAGUCCCCUUCCGGAGUCGCUGGCGUCCUUCCAGCAGGAAGGUAGCGAUGACAGUGAUGGGCGUUUGCUUGGGGCUGAAGCUUCGGCCUCGACUACAGGGGGCUUGAUGUCUUCUGCUGCUGCAUCUGUUGUUUCCUUCUGGAGAGCUGCCACAAGCCAGAGGUGACAUUGCCAUGGUUAUGUUGUCAUGGCAAUGGAAUAAUCAGGAAGGUGCUGUCAAGGGAAAUGGCCUCCUUGUUUACAAAAUUCAUAAAAAGAGGAAGGAUCUGUCAUGAUCAGGUGUAAAAUGUUGCCUCCUUUAAGGCUACGCUGAGAAAUAACAAGCCAGAAGUUACCUUACCACAAUUUCGUGGUAGUGUAAAAAAAAAAUCUUCUUUGUUUGAAGAGUAACCAAAGGUCAAAGGUAAUGUGAGAGGCACUGAGCUGCUGUCGGUUAAUGUGGUUGUGUGGAUACACCAAGUUGAAGAACUUGUUGAAGGUGAAGUUCAAAACUCCUGUUAUUUUUCCAAGAUGGUAGCUGCAAAUCAGGAUGCAGUACCUCAUCUAGGUCUAGUAACUUGACUACCUGAGUAUCCCCCAUUAAACAAGUUAGUUUGGAUGGUCUGUGAUUACAGGAUAUCCCAGUCAAGCCUACCUGUCUGGAAUAGUUGAGGACAGUUCAUCAGUUUACACCAGUCAGGGCUCGAACUUGGAUGGAAACUUCCACCAGACUGCAGGGCAUGAAGCUCAAAAUGUUGACUGGAAUAGACUUACUUUCAUGAGACCGGAAUUAAAAUGGGAAAAACAAUUACAAGUAUGCAGUUUAAACUGUUUUAAAUUUGUGUAGGUAUUCUUCACUACUCAACGAUAUUGAAAGAUAUUUGCCAGACUGAGAGUUAACAUUUGAACAAAAGGCAAGACUUCCUGACUUGUCCAGUCAUGAGUUUACUGGCCUGAUGCUAAAAUUACUUGCCGCACCUCCAGUGAAAAUUAUGAGUCCUGUUGCAUGUCUAGUAGGCUGUUCAAUUUGAAUGUUAAUGCAUUAUUAGCCCUUUUUAAAGUCUAAUUGUAGCCACCCAAUUUUAUAGUGUUUUUCAUAGUAAAGCAUCACAAUACAUCGCAGGGCACCUCACAGGGAACCAGAGACACUCGAGUGGUGUGUGUUUGUUAACAUUUUGUGCUAUGCACACAUACUUUGCUAUCAGCUAUGUAUGUAGUCUUGGUGCAAGACCUUGUUUUAAUUUGUCACAAUUUUCUCCACUAUGUGGUUUUAUCAUCAACUUUGUUACAGCAGUUUGUGGAUGGUAGCGCCCUCUUGCAGGGAAAUUUGUGAAAGACUACUUCAUGUACAAUUUGUAUAAUGCUAGAUUGAUUAGACUGGCAGUUUUGAAAUUCAACCAUGUAGGAGGAACCAUGCAUGGGUGACCCAUUUCCUUCCUCCAUGUGUGACCCUAAGCAUCAGAAGGAAUUGGAUUAAAGAAUAGAGGAAGGUGUUUUUAAACUUGAAGUUUUCUAAAACAGAAGUGCGCAGAAGUGUAGUGUAGUCAGUUUGGUGUUGCUUAUUGUGGCAUAUAACAGAACUAGAUGGAGCACACAUAACUACGCUGUAAAACCAUGGGCACAAGUCCCUGUGAAUAAAUUACAAUGAGCUUGCCAUUUACAAAAUGGUGGUCGUAUGAAUUGUUUUCUGACCUGUGUUAUACGAUGGUCAGUGCCAUUUUCUUGCUUCUUGUAUGGUUGUGUCAUGUGGUUUCGUAUGCCUGCUAGUUCUGUUUAUAGUACAACUCCAUGCGUGGCCACCUAGCAUUAUGUCCGUUGAACAUUUUCACUGGAGGAAAAAAAUAAUAUGCAAACUUUGUCAACAAUGUUAUAGACAUGAGCUGUAUUUCACAGAAAUUUGUUUUGCUGGAAAAUAGUGUUUGAGAUUCUGUGCUUAAAAGGUAAUUUGGGCAGCUAGUAUUCUUGAAUUAACGCUUUACCACUUUUUGGGGCUUUUAGAAAUGUGUUUUAAAAUCAGCCUGAAUGAAAAUAUUACAUCUUAUUUUAUUUUCUAAAUCUAAGAUAACCUUACCAAUUGUUGUUCACCUCCCAAGCCAGCUAUGGUAAAAUGAUGAAUAUUGUUGUAAUCAAUCAAUCAAUCAAUCAAUCAAUCAAUCAAACAAACAAACAAACAUUAAAGGCCCUUCGA
Asterias rubens (European starfish) is the source of this 3628-nucleotide messenger RNA. RefSeq names its product beclin 1-associated autophagy-related key regulator-like. Gene Ontology annotation, biological process: mitophagy; autophagosome assembly; cellular response to starvation. The record is from RefSeq and is a predicted model, not a curated record. Gene Ontology annotation, cellular component: mitochondria-associated endoplasmic reticulum membrane contact site; extrinsic component of phagophore assembly site membrane; extrinsic component of omegasome membrane. The transcript has 11 exons. NCBI's taxonomy places the organism in Eukaryota, Metazoa, Echinodermata, Asteroidea, Forcipulatida, Asteriidae. Bases 68 to 1627 code for a protein of 519 amino acids.